UUGAAUUCUCUCUAUCUCUAUCUCUAUAUAUCUACAUUAUAUAUAUUUAAUGGCAUCAUCAGCCAGUGGACUCUCCUUUGAUUCAGAUCCCAUCAGAUUACUAAUAUUUCCUCACACCACCCACCACAAGACACACACACACUACUUAUGGACACCUUAGACAAAGUCAACAACGGACCACCACCACCGUCUUCACCGCCACCAACCACCAUACAAUUCCAUGAUCUUCCUAAUGGCGGCCAAAUUAACGAAAUGGAUUUCUUUGCUAACAAGAAACAUCAAGAAGACCAUUCCAUGUUGCCUACCUCAACCUCAAAUCCUUCCGAUCUCGAAUUAGACUGUAAUAUCAACACCGGGUUACACCUUGUAACCGGAAACACAAGCAGCGAUCAGUCGGUAGUUGAAGACGGUUUCUCUCCGAAUUCCGAAGAUAAACAAGUGAAAACCGAGUUAGCAAUGGUUCAAGCUGAAUUAGAGAGGAUGAACAUGGAGAACAAAAAAUUACGAGAAGUGUUGAAUCAAGUAACGCUUAGUUACAACGCGUUACAAACGCACGUCGUAUUGAUGAUGCAACAACAGAAACAAAAAGCCGAACAUCAUCAGCAACAACCGUAUAUCGAAAAAAUCAAUGAUUGUAAAACGAGUACUAAAGACGAUGGAGGUGGAGGUGGAGGUGAUCAACUUAUGUCUACGGUCGUUCCUAGACCGUUUAUGGAUCUAGGUCUAGCUGCGGUAGCUGAAACCGACGAAAAUUCGAAUUCACAAUCAUCGUCUGAAGGGAGAAGUCAUGAUAAUCAAGAACGAAUUAGGGAUCAGGAAAGCCCCGAAUUACAACAACCUAAUAAGACUGAUGCUAAUAAGACUCCGAGAUUAGGCUCCACGAAUAAUACUACUAAUAUUGAUCAAGCUACCGAAGCUACUAUUCGGAAAGCUAGGGUUUCUGUUCGUGCUCGAUCAGAAGCUCCCAUGAUUGCGGAUGGAUGUCAAUGGAGAAAAUAUGGACAAAAAAUGGCGAAAGGAAAUCCAUGUCCAAGAGCGUAUUAUCGGUGCACCAUGGCCGCGGGUUGCCCAGUUAGGAAACAAGUGCAACGAUGUGCGGAAGAUAGGACGAUUUUGGUUACCACAUAUGAAGGGACUCAUAGUCACCCUUUACCUCCAGCAGCUAUGGCGAUGGCGUCAACCACGUCAUCCGCAGCUAGGAUGUUACUAUCGGGAUCUAUGCCAAGCUCGGAUGGAAUGAUGAACUCCAACUUUCUAGCUAGAACUUUGCUUUCUUCCUCUUCAAGCAUGGCAACAAUUUCGGCAUCUGCACCAUUUCCUACAGUCUCAUUAGACCUGACCCAGACUCCAAGCCCGUUGCAGAUGCAACGGACUAGUCAAGGUCAAUUUCAAGUACCGUUUUCCAACUCUAGCGGCCAGCAGAAUUUCACUGGCCCAAAUGCUGCGCUACUGCCCCAGAUUUUCGGGCAGGCUUUAUAUAACCAGUCGAAAUUCUCGGGGCUACAAAUGUCAAAUGAUAAUGAGAUCAGUGGUAUUAGCACACAAUUACUCGGUCUUCCGCAAUUAUAUCACCAAGGAGCGUCACCGGGCACUUUGGCUGAUACUGUGACUGCACUUACUGCUGAUCCAAAUUUCUCGGCUGCUCUAGCCGCAGCGAUUACGUCGGUUUUUGGUGGCGGUUCACAACCGGAAAACAACGGUGGCAGUGCUAAUUAUAAUGGAAAUGUCACCAACAACAAUGGCAGUGCAACUACUACCAACAAUAAUAGCCAUGGAGAUAAAUAGAGUCAACAACUCAAGUUUUCAAGGCAAUUAAUUAGCCAUAAUUAAUAAAGAGGGUAUACUUUUUCUUUCCCCUUUUUAAUAUCUUUUGGUCAUUAAACUAGACACACUUUUUCUUCUUCAUUUUGGAGUGUUUUUUCUUCUUCUAAGAAGAAUGAGGGUAAGGUAGCUAGAUUUUUUCAUUCUUUGUUGUUUGAAUAGUUAAUUAAGCCAGGCAGGCAAUUAACUUUUUCAUCAUAUAUAUCUUCUUACAAUAAUUAUGUAAUAAUAAGAUAUUAAAAGAAAACCAGUUAAAAGUUUACUCAUUCUUUUUCACCGUAU
Erigeron canadensis is the source of this 2103-nucleotide messenger RNA. RefSeq names its product WRKY transcription factor 6-like. The transcript is spliced from 5 exons. Gene Ontology annotation, biological process: regulation of DNA-templated transcription. Gene Ontology annotation, molecular function: DNA-binding transcription factor activity; sequence-specific DNA binding. Bases 148 to 1785 code for a protein of 545 amino acids. The record is from RefSeq and is a predicted model, not a curated record. Lineage: Eukaryota; Viridiplantae; Streptophyta; Magnoliopsida; Asterales; Asteraceae.